CACUCACGAACCAGCACCAAAGCAGCGGAUCCAGUGGCUCCCCGAAUCCCCUACCGGACGGCGUGGCGAACGGAUCGCCUCGAAGCACUCACGAACCAGCACCGAAGCAGCGGGUCCAGUGGCUCCCCGAGUCCCUUGCCGGACUGCGUGGCGAACGGAUCGCCUAUAAGUACUCACGAACCAGCACCGAAGCAUCGGAUCCAGUGACUCCCAAAAUUCCUUGCUGGACGGCGGUUGCGAACGGAUAGCUUAGAAACGCUCGAGAACCAGCACCGAAGCAGCGGAUCAAGUGGCUCCUCCAAUACCUUACCAAACAGCGUGGCAAACGGAUCGCUCGAAGAACCAGCACUGAAGCAGCGGAUCAAGUGGCAAAAUAGCAGGACAGGAACCAUGAUGGAAGACCACCGGUUCGUUUUGGCACCCGAGGAUUUGACUGAAAAUUACGACAAUGGCGCAGAUGGUACCGGAACCACGUCUACUCCCAAUCGGUCGAAACCGAAAUCGAAAAAUAGAAUUUCAAAAAAGAUGCUUAUGCAAGAAUUGAUCGCGCUGAAAACCGAAUUGAAUGCGGUAAGAUCUGAAAAAGAUCGGUUACUUCUAGACAGAGAAGUUAACAGUACGUCAAGUGAACAAGUAAGAAUGGACACUACACUUGACGUUUGUCGCGUAUCGGAAAACGAGUCUCUGUUGGCAACCAUGAAUCACAUGUCUCUGGGAUCGUUACACAUUCCAGAAUGCAAGCCAUCAGAAGGCGAAACUGACCUUGAUAAGAAGGCUUAUGAGCAUUGGAAAGAGAUUGUCACUGCUUCAUUCAACCUAGUCCGUGCAACCGACGAGCAUGCGAAGAUGGACAUCUUCAAAAUCAAAGCCGGAACGAAACUUUUAGAGGUAAUGCAAGGAACAUCAACGACUAAUGAUAUGCCAGAGGAGUGUACCCACCCGUUCUCCAACGCAAUUGCUCGAUUGGAUCGAUAUUUCGGAUCGAGAACCUACAUCAUCGGACAACGUGGCAAGUUGAUGAAUACCAUACAACUCAAAGGGGAAUCUAGCGUUUCCUAUGUGCGACGAGUGGCAAACGCCGCUAAGCUAUGUGACUAUGGCAAAGAAGAAGAAAUGGAAGCUACAGUCCGUACCAUUGUCAAAGGAACAAGCGACAGCCGUGUGCGUGUUCUGGCACAACGUAACUGGGUCAACCAAGGUGACAUGAAUAGCUUGAUUGCUAUGGUACGAGACCGAGAGAUGGAGAUUUUUAAUGAAGAUGAAUACCAGAAACUGAAUCGUCAAAGCACUGCAACAGUAGCAGCAUUAUCGCAAGAUCAACGAGUUCAAAUCCGGCGUGGAUCUGGGACAAGAUUCCGGGGAACUCAGCGUGGAAGAGGACCGUUCCAGCGGGGACUAUCUCGCUCUCAAGGGUCAUCCCAGAGCGCAUGUUGGAGAUGUGCUAGUAUAUAUCAUGGCCCUGCCAAUUGUCCAAACCUCGAUAAGGUAUGCCAUAAUUGUAACCGGCGUGGUCAUCUUGCUCGUACAUGCUCAGCUCUGUCUCGACAAGGUAUUGCACAAAAGCGUUCACAUGGAUCGGAUGACGAAGAACCAAAACCAAAACUUGCAGCGAUCACGCAAAAUGGUGACGACAUCGAUGAAAAGGUACAUGAUAUUGUACAGCCAGAAUAGUGUAAUUUUAAGGUAU
This is a messenger RNA of Topomyia yanbarensis, 1687 nucleotides long. RefSeq lists its product as uncharacterized. Bases 391 to 1671 code for a protein of 426 amino acids. The record is from RefSeq and is a predicted model, not a curated record. NCBI's taxonomy places the organism in Eukaryota, Metazoa, Arthropoda, Insecta, Diptera, Culicidae. Gene Ontology annotation, molecular function: nucleic acid binding; zinc ion binding. The transcript has 2 exons.